AUGGCAAUUGAUAGGCUUAAUUUGGGCAUGCGUGGGUUGUCCAACUACUCAAUCAUCAAGAAAUGGAAAAUAGCAGAUAUUGUAUUGUGCGUUUUACUAUAUGUGAUCAAUAUCCCUAUAUACUAUGCUGCACCUUUCGAACGCCAGUUUUCGCUUAAUGAUUUGUCCUUAGCACAUCCACAUGCGGAAACACAGAGGGUAGGAAGUACCGCGCUGCUAACUUACAGUUUGGUGAUUCCAAUUGUUACAAUUGUGUUAGUUUCUUUCGUUUUAGCAGACUCCCAGCACAGAUCCUAUUUAGCAUUCGUUUCAGUGUUGGGGCUAUCCGUCUCGUGGGUGGCAAAUAACUUGGUCACGGACUUUCUGAAGAACUUAAUAGGCAGACCGCGGCCAGAUUUUCUAGCACGUUGCAAACCCAAAGAAGGUACUCCUGUGGACGUUCUGGUUACAGCUGCAGAAGUGUGCACAUCGAAGAAUCUGGGACGUCUCAGAGACGGUUUUCGCUCCACACCUAGUGGUCACUCCAGUGAAAGUUUUGCUGGCCUUGGGUAUCUCUCGUUAUGGCUCGCAGGGCAGUUGCUGGUCCAGAAUCCAGCUGUUAGUCAAAUUCGCAAAGCACUUGCCUUUCUACCCCUGGUGGGAGCCGUAACGAUUGCACUCUCCAGAACUGAAGACUACAGACAUCACUUUGUCGAUGUGAUUCUUGGGAGCUGCCUUGGAAUGUUCUUUGCUUAUAACGCGUAUUUUGCUUACUUCCCAGGAUUGUCCUGUGAAGUGCCCUUUAAGCCAUUACUUGACGACACCGAUCUCGCAGAUAAUUAUGAUGAAAGCGCAGCUGGCGAUGAAGAAGCUACACCGCUAAGGUCAAAUUAA
This is a messenger RNA of Lachancea dasiensis, 873 nucleotides long. Lineage: Eukaryota; Fungi; Ascomycota; Saccharomycetes; Saccharomycetales; Saccharomycetaceae. The record is from the annotation of a GenBank genome assembly.